CCCCGGCCCCGCCGCCCCCUGCUCGGUCCCCGGCACCGGCCGCACCAUGCGGAGCGCCCGGGCGCUGCUGCUUGCCCUCGCCCUGCGGGUCUACGCGCUGGACACCGAGACGCCCGCCGCUGGCUGCACCUUCGAGGAGGACAGUGACCCCAACCAGUGUGAGUACAGCCAGGGCGAGGACGAUGACUUCGACUGGGACCUCCUCCGCAGUUACCUGAUGCCUCACCUGGUUCCUGAGCUGCCUCACGGCUCCUACCUGAUGGUGAACUCCUCUCAGCACACCCCGGGCCAGAAAGCUCACCUCCUCUUCCAGGCGCUGAGUGAGAAUGACACCCACUGCCUUCAGUUCAGCUACUUCAUGUUUAGCCGGGACGGCCGCAGCCCUGGCACCCUCAGCGCCUACGUCUGGGUCACCGGGGGCCUGCUGGGCAGUGCCGUCUGGAACGCCUCCGGCUCGCACGGCCGCCAGUGGCACCAGGCAGAGCUGGCAGUCAGCCUGUUCUGGCCCAGCGAGUACCAGGUGCUCUUUGAGGCCGUGGUUUCCAGCGAGCGCAGGGGGUACCUGGGCCUGGAUGACAUUUUGCUCCUGAAUUAUCCAUGCUCGAAAGCGCCUCAUUUCUCCCGCCUGGGUGAUGUGGAGGUGAACGCGGGACAAAACGCCACCUUCCAGUGUGUGGCCGCUGGCAAGGCUGCCGAGGCCGAGCGCUUCCUCAUGCAGAGGCAGAGCGGCGAGGUGGUCCCUGCCACCUCGGUGAAGCACAUCAGCCACCGGCGCUUCCUGGCCACGUUCCAGCUGGAGGCGGUGUCCAAGGCGGAGCAGGACCUGUACCGCUGCGUCACCCAGUCCGCCCGCGGCGCCGGCGUCUCCAACUUCGCCGAGCUCAUCGUCAAAGAGCCCCCCACCCCCAUUGCCCCCCCCCAGCUGCUCCGGGCUGGCUCCACCUACCUCAUCAUCCAGCUCAACACCAACUCCAUCAUCGGAGACGGCCCCAUCGUGCGCAAGGAGAUCGAGUACCGCAUGACCUCGGGGCCCUGGUCGGAGGUCCACGCUGUCAACAUGAUGACCUACAAGCUCUGGCACCUGGACCCUGACACGGAGUACGAGAUCAGCGUCCUGCUCACCCGGCCCGGGGAGGGGGGCACCGGCAAACCAGGGCCGCCGCUCGUCAGCCGCACCAAGUGCGCAGAGCCCAUGCGAGCCCCCAAGGGCCUGGCUUUCUCUGAAAUCCAGUCCAGACAGCUGACGUUGCAGUGGGAGCCACUGGGCUACAACCUGACCCGCUGUCACACCUACACCAUGUCCCUGUGCUACCGCUACUUUGUGGGCAGUGGCCACAACCAGACCUUCCAGGAGUGUGUGAAGAUGGAGCAGAAUGCCAACCGCUACACCAUCAAAAAUCUGCUGCCCUACAAGAACAUCCACGUCAAGCUCAUCCUCUCGAACCCUGAGGGGCGCAAGGAGGGCAAGGAGGUGAUAUUCCAGACAGAUGAGGAUGUGCCUGGUGGCAUCGCUUCCGAGUCCCUCACCUUCACCCCGCUGGAGGACAUGAUAUUCCUGAAGUGGGAGGAACCAGUGGAGCCCAAUGGCCUCAUCACGCAGUACGAGAUCAGCUACCAGAGCAUUGAGUCCUCAGACCCUGCGGUGAAUGUGCCGGGCCCGCGGCGCACAGUGUCCAAGCUGCGCAACGAGACCUACCACGUGUUCUCCAACCUGCACCCCGGCACCACCUACCUGUUCUCGGUGCGGGCCCGCACUGGCAAGGGCUUUGGCCAGACGGCGCUCACCGAGAUCACCACCAACAUCUCCGCUCCCACCUUUGACUAUGGGGACAUGCCAUCGCCACUGAGUGAGUCAGAGAGCACCAUCACAGUGCUGCUGCGGCCGGCACAGGGCAGAGGGGCUCCCAUCAGCACCUAUCAGGUCAUUGUGGAGGAGGACCGGCCCAAGAAGCUGAAGCGGGAGCUGGGGGGGCAGGAAUGCUUCCCAGUGCCGCUCACCUUCGAUGAUGCCAUGUUGCGCGGCUCCGUGCACUACUUUGGGGCAGAGCUGCCCGCCAGCAGCCUCACUGAGGCCAAGCCCUUCACCGUGGGGGACAACCAGACCUACAGUGGCUACUGGAACCCGCCUCUGGAGCCCAAGAAGGCCUAUCUCAUCUACUUCCAGGCCAUGAGCAACCUCAAAGGGGAAACUCGGCUGAACUGUGUCCGGAUCGCUCGCAAAGCUGCCUGCAAAGAGAGCAAGCGUCCUCUGGAGGUGUCCCAGCACUCGGAGGAGAUGGGCCUGAUCCUGGGGAUCUGUGCUGGAGGGCUCAUCAUCCUGAUUAUCCUGCUGGGAGCCAUCAUCGUCGCCAUCCGGAAAGGGAAACCCGUGAAUAUGACCAAGGCCACCAUAAACUACCGGCAUGAGAAGACACACAUGAUGAGUGCCAUCGACAGGAGCUUCACCGACCAGAGCACCCUGCAGGAGGACGAGCGCCUGGGGCUGUCCUUCAUGGACACCCACGGCUAUGGAAACAGAGGUGACCAGCGCAGCAGCGUGGUCAACGAGUCCAGCAGCCUGCUGGGGGGCUCCCCGCGGCGGCAGAGCGGCCGCAAGGGCUCCCCGUACCACACGGGGCAGCUGCACCCGGCCGUGCGCGUGGCCGACCUCCUGCAGCACAUCAACCAGAUGAAGACGGCGGAAGGCUACGGCUUCAAGCAGGAGUAUGAGAGUUUCUUUGAAGGCUGGGAUGCUUCAAAGAAGAAAGACAAGACCAAAGGGAGACAGGAUCAUGUGUCCACAUAUGACCGUCACCGUGUGAAGCUGCACCCGCUGCUGGGUGACCCCAACUCUGACUACAUCAACGCCAACUACAUUGACGGCUACCACAGGUCCAACCACUUCAUAGCCACGCAAGGGCCCAGGCAGGAGAUGGUGUACGACUUCUGGCGCAUGGUGUGGCAGGAGCACUGUUCCAGCAUCGUGAUGAUCACCAAGCUGGUGGAGGUGGGCCGGGUAAGCAUCCCUGUUCCCAUGCCAUGCCAUGCCAUGCCAUCCCUCCUGGAAGCCACCUGUGCAGAGCCUAGCCCCCAUCCUGUGCUCUCCUUGCAGGUGAAAUGCUCCAAGUACUGGCCGGAUGACUCCGAGAUGUACGGGGACAUCAAGAUCACGCUGGUGGAGUCCGAGACACUGGCUGAGUACGCUGUGCGCACCUUCGCCCUGGAGAGGCGGGGUUACUCGGCCCGGCACGAGGUGAAGCAGUUCCAUUUCAUGUCAUGGCCCGAGCACGGUGUCCCCUACCAUGCCACAGGGCUGCUGGCCUUCAUCCGCAGGGUGAAGGCGUCCACCCCGCCCGACGCCGGCCCCAUCGUCAUCCACUGCAGUGCUGGCACGGGGAGGACUGGCUGUUACAUCGUCCUGGAUGUGAUGUUGGACAUGGCCGAGUGCGAGGGCGUCGUGGACAUCUACAACUGCGUGAAGACCCUCUGCUCGCGGAGGAUCAACAUGAUCCAGACAGAGGAGCAGUACAUCUUCAUCCACGAUGCCAUCUUGGAGGCCUGUCUGUGCGGGGAGACCAGCAUCCCUGCCAGCGAGUUCAAGCCCACCUACAAGGAGAUGGUGAGGAUAGAGCCGCAGAGCAACUCCUCGCAGCUGCGGGAAGAAUUCCAGACCUUGAACUCGGUGACCCCGCACCUGGAUGUGGAGGAGUGCAGCAUCGCGCUCCUGCCCCGCAACCGGGAGCGCAACCGCAGCAUGGACGUCCUGCCGCCCGACCGAUGCCUUCCCUUCCUCAUCUCCGUGGAUGGAGACAGCAACAACUACAUCAACGCGGCCUUAACUGACAGCUACACCAAGAGCGCUGCCUUCGUUGUCACCCUGCACCCUCUGCAGAACACCACCACCGACUUCUGGCGGCUGGUGUACGACUAUGGCUGCACCUCCAUCGUCAUGCUCAACCAGCUCAACCAGUCCAACUCUGCCUGGCCCUGCCUGCAGUACUGGCCCGAGCCGGGGCUGCAGCACUACGGUCCCAUGGAGGUGGAAUACAUCUCGGGAGUGGCGGAUGAGGACAUCGUGUCCCGGCUCUUCCGAGUCCAGAACAUCACACGGUUGCAGGAGGGGCACCUGAUGGUCCGGCACUUCCAGUACCUGCGCUGGUCAGCCUAUCGAGACACCCCGGACUCCAAGAAGUCCUUCCUGCACCUCCUGGCCCAGGUGGAGAGGUGGCAGAAGGAAAGUGGUGAUGGCAGGACUGUGGUGCACUGCUUGAACGGAGGUGGCCGGAGUGGCACCUUCUGUGCCUCCACCAUGAUCCUGGAGAUGAUCAAGUGUCACAACAUGGCAGAUGUUUUCUUUGCUGCCAAGACCCUCCGCAACUACAAACCAAAUAUGGUGGAGACCUUGGAGCAGUACCAUUUCUGCUACGACAUAGCACUGGAAUACCUGGAGUCCCUGGAGACCAGAUAGCACCUGGCCACGAGAGGGGCAGCAAGGGCUUGUGCAGGGCCGUGCCAGCCGCGCUUCCCAGCUGGGCACUGUGUCCCUGCUCGGGGUGGGCAGGGAAACAGCGAAGGACCCACCAGGAAACUUGGGAUCCAGAAAACAAAAGGACAUGGAGAUGUGUUGGCCACUCUCCAUCUUCAUCCUCCGCUCUCCAUCUUUCCUCCCUGCCCUGGGCGUGUCUGAGUGGGUGGAUCCCACAACUCAGCUGGUUCCUUGGAAUCACAGCCUGGGGUUGGUGUGUGUGGGAUGCAGUGCUGCUGGAGGGGAGGCCACCAGGAGCUGAGGCUGUUUCCCAUCAGGGAAGGAUGGGCACUGGGAGAUGUUGCUCUUUUGUGUGUAGAAUUGAAGCUCCCAGAGGCGUUGGGGGGGUUUCCCUCGGUGGGACUCACUCUGAGCCAGAGCACAGCCCCCCAGGAGCUCUGGAGUUUCUGCCUGCUGGCACCAUGAGUUUGAUCCUGUUUUAGUUCUGUGAGUUCCAACCCUUUGUGCAUCCAUCCCUGGCCAGACAGGGAUGAGGGAGCGGGGCACUGGCCAUGCCAUGUCCCUCUGCAGGGGCUGCCCUGAACCCUACUGGUGCUUUUGCAAAGUGUUGGAGGGGAUGGUUCCCCAGUGUCUCCACACCUUCCUCUCCAUCUGUAGCAGCGAAUUCUUCCUGAUGUCCCACAGGCACUGGCCCAUGGGUCUGGCUUUAACCCUUUGUGCAUCACUGCAUUUGAAGUGAAAUCCUCAAAAUUCAGGUCCAUCCCAAAUACUUGCUGGAUGCCACCUCUGGGCAGUCGCCCAUUGAUGCUCUUGGCUUUUGCUGGGCCUGGUGGGGCAGGAGGGUCGAACUUGGGGCGGUGUUGGCUUGGGCUGUGCCAAAGCCAUGGCCGUGCCUUGGGGCUCUGCGGGGGAAGGUCCCCACGCUCCUGUGUCACUGAGGCUGGUGGCUGAAGGUACCUGAGGUGUUUUAGCCCCAUCCUGCUGCAGGUGGGUGUGACAUGGCACUUUUCCCAUCUGAUGUUGUGGUAAUUUCAGGGAUUCUGCUCUCGGCCUGGUUGUAAUGGGCCUUGGGAAGGGGCAUCCAGAGGGAUCCAGGUCUGGGAACUGAGGGGAGGUUCUGUCCUGAGGGCCAGGCAGAGCCCUUCACCAUCACUUUUGGGAGGGAUGAAGCAGAGCAGAUGAGAAACUGUUCUCCAGGAGCUGGAGGUUUCAUGUGGGCAGCCCUGUCCUUCAUCCAUCUGCCCCCUUCACCUCCCAUCUGUGUCCCCCCAUCCUCCAGCCAUGCCUCCCCAAGGCAGGGGCAGUUUCCCUGCCCUGCCUGCCUGGGGCUGCCAAGCCAUUGCCCAGGGAAUUCUCCCCAGGAAUCAGGAAGGCUGCACAGCUGCAAUGGCCAGAGGAGCAAACCCAGGAGCUGUUUCCAUCCACCUUCCAAGGGUGAAAGAGAGCAGGAAGAGCCAUCCCUGCCCUCCCUACCCUUGGACAAUGUGCCACUGCUGUGCUGAUGGGGAUUUCAGCACCAUCCCAGACCCCUGGUGCUGCCGCCUCCUCUGAGGAAUUCACAGUCUGACAAUAACUUAUUCCAAGGGCUAUAGGACAUCCUUCCUUCCUUCUUUCCUUCCCUGCUGUCUCACCUGCAGUGUGCCCAUUCUGUCUUGUCACCAAAAGGUUUUUUUACCCCCAAAUGGUCCAGUAGCACCAGUACUCCCACUGGGAUAAAUGUGUGCCCUUCUCCCAGUCCCACAGACCUGCCUGUGCUGUCCUAGGGAAGGGGCUGCAUGCUGGGUGCAGAAAUUGUUUGGUUUCAUAUGAAAGUGGCCGAGCUGAGCCUCCAAAAUCCCUGGGAAUGGUCUGGGAUGCUCUGGGGGCAGACCAGCCCUGGGAGCUGGAGGAAUGGCUGCUGCCUGGGCCACCCACAUCCUGCCUGUGGCCCGGAGGGAGGGAGCAUCCCCCAGGGCUCUGCAGGUAAAGUAUUGCCAGAGAGAGGAAAAGGAGGAGAGUUGAAACCCCACUUAGUCCUACAGAGACCGGAGGAGUUGUAUAUAUGUCUUGAAAUGAAGAGUUUUUUCCUUUUUAUUUUAUUUUGGUACCUCCUUGCUGGGUGUCUCUGGGUUUUUAGGGCAUCUCUGGUGAGGGGCAGAUUUUGAAAUCCAAGUGCUAUAAACCCCAGCCCAGCUACAGCUCCUACUGACCUGCUCCUCUGCCACAAGGCAAGGACAUCUUGUACAUAGAAAUAUAUAUAUAGAAAUCUAUAUAUAAAAUUAUAAAUACUGUUCUUAAGAUGGAUAAUGUUUAUUGGUAUUACAGAUUGGAGUGGUGCUUUUUUAAAAAAUAAAAAAAAAAAAAAAAAAAAAAAAAAAGAAAAGGAAAAAUUAGAACCCAAGGAAAACACCAAAUUGGAACAAUUUUGUCUGUAUGCAGUCAAAGUGAUCCUAAAAGCUGGCAGCAUCCCAGAGCUGGUGCCAAAGGGACUUGGGACCAUGAGGCAGCUGCACCAGGGAUGAGGAUGGAGCAGUGGGACCGAGGGAGGGACGUGUCUGAUGUGGAUUGUGCCACACACAUCCAGCUGUUGUUAAUGUUUUUUUUAUUAUUUUGUUAUUCUAUUUUUUUGGCUUUCUUUCCUUUUAAGAAAAUCAGUUGCAUAAAUAAAUGUUCCAAAUUUGU
This is a messenger RNA of Serinus canaria (Common canary), 7126 nucleotides long. It is a transcript of the gene PTPRU, whose product is annotated as protein tyrosine phosphatase receptor type U. The transcript is spliced from 29 exons. The record is from RefSeq and is a predicted model, not a curated record. Lineage: Eukaryota; Metazoa; Chordata; Aves; Passeriformes; Fringillidae. The coding region runs from base 47 to 4447 and encodes 1466 amino acids. Gene Ontology annotation, cellular component: membrane. Gene Ontology annotation, biological process: protein dephosphorylation. Gene Ontology annotation, molecular function: protein tyrosine phosphatase activity; protein binding.